CUGCCAUUUUGAUCUGUGCUCGCAAAGCGAAAAGAGGCCAUUGGAGAAAGCUGCAAAAUUUUCCACAAUUUUAAAUAAUAUACUGCAUACAAAUUAUGGCAGAUGAGGAUUUAUCUCUGAAUGAAGAUCCUCUGCUAGAUACUUUAGAUGAUGGGAAUGAUGUGAGUUUAUCGGAGGAUGGAAAUAUGCAAAUUGACCCAGAAUUAGAGGCAAUAAAAGCACGUGUAAAGGAGAUGGAAGAGGAGGCUGAAAAGCUGAAACAGCUACAGUCUGAAGUGAAUAAGCAAAUGACAAUGGGAUCACCCACAGGGCUGACGCCCAUUCCUCUCUCGCUGGAUGAGAAAAUGGAAAUAGACAAUCGGUCGGUGUAUGUGGGCAAUGUAGACUAUGGGGCGACAGCUGAGGAGCUUGAAGCACAUUUUCAUGGCUGUGGUACCAUCAAUCGAGUCACAAUUCUCUGCAAUCGGGCCGAUGGGCACCCCAAGGGUUUUGCCUACAUCGAAUUUGGGUCUAAGGAGUACGUCGAAACGGCACUCGCCAUGAAUGAAACCCUGUUCCGGGGACGACAGAUCAAAGUGAUGUCCAAGAGGACAAAUCGACCAGGACUCUCAACCACCAAUCGUUUCCCGCGGGGUACUUUCCGGGGCCGAGGAGCAUCCAGAGCUGGACGCUCCUGCUGCCACACGAGUUUCCGCGGCACGAGACGUCCAAUACGGGGCUAUCGUGGUCGGGCUAAUUACUAUGCGCCAUAUUGACGGAGGGCCGCCUUGUUCAGCUAUUAUGAUUAUAUUUUACUGUAAAAAAAAGAAAGCAUUUUCAAAAAACAUUAUUCCCUGAAAAAAAGAGACAAAACAGAAAAUAAAUCAGCAAAAAAAAAGUUAAAUGCCUAAGAUGCAUUUUUGCCAAAAGAGAUCAAAGAAACUAUAAUGUUUUUUGAACAACACACAAAAAAAAGAAUGGGAAUACAAAAAAAAAAGACUUGAAAAAAAAUUACCAGAGAAGAGAAAGGAAAAAAAAGAGAAAAGAUGCCAGAAAAAAGAGGAAAAAGAAAAAGAACAAAAAAGGCAUGAGGAAAAGAGAAAAAAAAAGAUGAAAAUGCUGGAAAAAAAUGAUGACUCAAAAAAAGAACAUUCAGUCGGAAAAAAAAUGCAAAAAAAGGUAAUCAUAAAAAAUUACAUUAAAGAAAAUAUGCAUAGAAGCAGUUGGUGGAAGUUUCAAAUAAAAUUAAUAUGAUAUGCUUGAUAAAAA
Messenger RNA from Phlebotomus papatasi, 1248 nucleotides. It is a transcript of the gene Pabp2, whose product is annotated as polyadenylate-binding protein 2. The record is from RefSeq and is a predicted model, not a curated record. Lineage: Eukaryota; Metazoa; Arthropoda; Insecta; Diptera; Psychodidae. Gene Ontology annotation, molecular function: RNA binding. The transcript is spliced from 5 exons. Bases 96 to 755 code for a protein of 219 amino acids.